UCAAAAGCACGGCUUCGUUUGAGCUUUUCAGACCAAGCGCCUCGAAAUCGACUAUAAGGGUCUCAGUCUCUGCACGAUGUAUGCUACCAAACAACCUCAACUUACAGCGGCGGCCUGGCCUCGACCUAAUAAACCCCCCUACUUUUCUCCUUUGCAUCGUUUCAGCAAGCAUUCCACUUCAUAUUGAAUCAAUAAAAUGCCUGGCUCUGAACCCCCAGAAUAUGUCCUUUGGCCCUACCGCCCCUCCAUUGCGGGCGGAGUCAUUGCAUGCAUCGUCUUCGCUAUCCUGACCAUCAUCCACAUCUAUCGUCUCAUUCGCAAUCGGACAUGGUUCUGCAUACCUUUUGUUGUUGGCGCCUUGUUCGAAGCCAUCGGAUACGCCGCCCGCGCGAAAGCCCAUUCCGACACGACAAGCAAGAACCCCUACAUCAUUCAAUCGAUGCUCAUUCUUCUCGCCCCUAUCCUCUUCGCCGCCUCCAUCUACAUGAUACUCGGUCGCCUAAUCGUACGCACCGACAGCGUACGCCUAUCCAUCGUCCGCGCGAACUGGCUUACAAAGAUCUUCGUCGGUGGUGACAUACUUUGUUUCUGUAUUCAGGGUGGUGGUGCCGGACUCUUGAUCAAGGCAAAGGACGAAGAUGGCUUCAAGAUGGGCGAAAACACCAUUCUGGGAGGAUUGAUCUUGCAAAUUCUUAUCUUUGCAUUCUUCGUCGUGGUAGCGAACAUCUGGCAUAGGAGACUCAAUGCUGUGCCUACGGCUGCUUCUGCCCAGAUCCCGUGGGGGAAGUACAUCUGGAUUCUCUAUGCGUCGAGCGUAUUCAUCACGAUCCGAAACUUCUGUCGUGUCAUUGAGUAUGCGAUGGGCAAGGACGGAUAUCUACUCUCGAAUGAGUGGCCUCUGUAUCUCUACGACUCUUUACCGAUGAUGCUGACGCUCGUUGUGUGCAUCACAUGGUAUGACCCGAACAUCAAGCCGGGAAAAAUGGCAGACCAUGAAUAUGGUAUGUGGUGACGACGGUCUACACCGGAGCAAGCGGUACGUCGAGACGUGUAUGAAGAGUCAUUGCUGGAACUGUACAUUAGAUAACAUUGAGCGAAUUCUUCAAUCUGGAGUUGUACACAUGGGUGUAGGUCAAUUAUAAGGCAUAGAACAAUGGACGCGGAACACGAUAAUAGUGG
Molecule: messenger RNA, 1179 nt
Organism: Aaosphaeria arxii CBS 175.79
Lineage: Eukaryota; Fungi; Ascomycota; Dothideomycetes; Pleosporales
Product: RTA1 like protein
Exons: 3
Coding region: 197-1012 (271 amino acids)
Cellular component (GO): membrane
Source: RefSeq, a predicted model, not a curated record